UAAUCCCCUGUUUUAGUUUACGUUCUAAAUAACCAAAAAGUUCCCACAAGUAUUGGUCAAAAUCGAGUGUAAAUAAAACAUAAACAACGUGUUGCGUUGACAAAUAUGUAAAGUGGGAAUAAGAAUUUUAUUUUUGUUAGGGUUGGUGAGUGCACAGCAGAAGCGAAAUGUGUUUGAUUGAGAAUUAUAAAUUGAAUUUAUAAUUUGGCAAGAUAAUUAAUAUAAAUGAACACACGAUUUUAUGUAAUAACGAGCACUUUUAUUCCACUAUUUGAAAGUAGGAGAGUACAAGAACCCUUGAGGGUGAUUGUUACAAGAGAACUCUCACUAUAAGAAACUCACAAGGAGUAUUAUGAUAGUAGUGGAAUAUUACAAGGAGGGAGGAUAUUUUGUAGAAAGGCUUGUGUUAUGUUUUUGUGUUUUUGUUGUUAUGGUUUUUUUGUUGUUUUGAUUGAAUGCCCUUGACUAAUAUUUAUAGGUGAUGAUGGAAGUUUCUAGAUUCUUAUGGAAAUUUCCCCAUAAUUAUGCCUCUUAUUCUAGUGACUUCCACUUUUAAUUAUUCUCUAGAAUAUUCUAGGGAAUAUUAAGGUUGUAGAUAACUCUAGAAAAAUCAAGUGCAAUCUUCUCUUGAUUUUUCAUGAAACUUCUAGAUUAUACUCCAUCGAUAUAUAAUGGGCUUAUAAAAUUUGGGCCAUACCCAAUAAUUCUUUUUAUUUUAUAGUCCGUCAUUCUAGAGAUAAAAUCUUUCAAACAGAGCUUAUGACUUCAUUAUUUUACUAACAAUGUGGUGUUUUUAAACGGAAACUUUAGAUUGGUGUUUCAUGCCAAACACAGAAAGUUUAUAAUGGACGAAUAAAUACCCUAUGUUUUCGAGGAAGGUGAAGCAAUUACAAAUCGAAACAAGAAGCGACGAUUGUUCACGAAUGGAGAUGAGGGAGAUAUGUGGGAAAACUGCAUCGAUUUCAAACACCCUGCAAUAUUCGGGAUGUUGGCGAUGGAGGAAGCAAAGAAACAGAUGAUUCUCGAGGACUUACAAUGGUUUAAGAGCGCAAAAAACUACUACGCGCAAAUUGGAAAGCCAUGGAAGCGAGGUUACCUUCUUUACGGUCCCCCGGGAACAGGAAAAUCAACACUAGUAGCAGCUAUGGCUAAUCUCCUAGACUACGACAUCUAUGAUCUUGAAUUGACAGCGGUUAGGAAUAACAAACAAUUGAGAAGGCUACUAAUCGAAACGACAUGUAAGUCCAUCAUUCUGAUUGAAGAUAUAGAUUGUUCGUUAGAGUUGACAGGACAAAGAACGGAGAAAAAAGCAGAUAAAGAAAAGGCCAAGGAAAACGACCCUUUGAAGAAUAAACCUGUAGGAGAAAAAGAAACGAAAGACAAAAAGAAGAAAGGAAGUGAUGUGACUUUGUCUGGUUUACUAAACUUCAUUGAUGGAAUUUGGUCAGCUUGUGGAGAAGAGAGGAUCAUUGUGUUUACGACUAAUCAUGUGGACAAACUCGAUCCUGCUCUAAUUCGGCCUGUUAGAAUGGACUUGCAUAUCGAGUUGUCUUACUGUCGAUAUGAAGCAUUUAAGAUGUUGGCUAAGAAUUAUUCACCGCUUGAAUCACAUCCUUUGUUCGAAACCAUUGGGAGGUUGCUGGAGGUAAUAGAUGCAACACCAGCUGACGUAGCCGAAAAUAUUAUGCCUAAAUCACUUAGGACUACUACCGCUGAGGAAUGUUUAAAGAACCUAGUUGUCAAACUUGAGAAGAGAAACAAGAUGAAAUCUGAACAAGAGCUUGUGUUGGAAGGUGUUGAGGAGUCAUCUUCUAGUGACGAUGACGAGUAAAUCAAUCAAUUCUAUUUUUUCAAGUUAUUUUUAAGUAGUACUAGUGAAUAACAAAGCCAUGUAAUCAAAAGUCAAUUAGUAACUGAUAUCAGUAGUUUUUAUUAACAAGUUGAUUUUAUUGUUACUAUUGAGUAUUGUUUUUGGGUUCCCAUGCAUUACAAUCGCGAGGAUGCCAUAUUAUCUUUCUUUUUCUACAAUUGAAUCUUACAAAAAGCUCAAAUUCAACAUUCACAAAAUGCUUGAUAUAUAUUUUAAAAAGGUCUCCAAGUUGUUUAGGUUGUUCAGGCUUGACUCACAAAGUGAAGGAUCAGAAAAUUGGCUUGAAUGCUCAACAAACAGAAUUAAAUUAGCUCAGUUUUUUCAACGACUAUCAUCUGGGGAAAUAAUCAUCAAUUCCGUUCUCCUUGUAAUCCUCCAAAAUCGUGCACAUAAGUUACAAGCACCCUCCAAAGUGUGAAAAUAUUAGUACAGAAUUCAUCGAGCCAAGUUUAUAUUUUCUAAGAAAAAAAGGAGUACUCCGUAAUAAAGAUGAGUAAGAUCAGGAUUGGUGAAUUGGUAUCAGUCACGGUAUAUUCAGAAACACGGACCAAAUAAGUAUUCAUCAUUUCUCACUAAUCUCAAACAAUAAAUUUUAAACAGAUAAACAAAAAUCAAGUUAUUUGAUUUCAAAUUCGUUUCUAAUGUAUUAAUAGGAGGGGAUCAGAAAAUUGGCUUGAAUUCUCCAUAAAGAGAAUAAAAAUAGCUCAGUUAUUUCAACUUCGAUCAUCUGGGGAAAUAAUCAUCACUUCCAACUCCAUUUUUCAAUUCGCAUUAAAACCUAAUCUUAUAAAUGGUUCAUAACCAUUAAUCAUAAUCUAAUUGUUAAUGUCCCUCCAAUUAUUUCAGGUUCGAGUUAAAUCGGGUUUCGAGUGACAAGGAGACGGAUCAGAAAUCUGGCUUGAAUUCUCUAAAAAGAGAAUUAAAAUAGCUCAGUUAUUUCAACGUCGAUCAUCUGGGGAAAUAAUCAUCACUUCCAAUCUCCUUGUCAUAUAAAUUAAUUAAUUGAAUUAAAUCAUAAUUAAUUAUAGGAACGUCUGAAUGCAUAAAUCAUUAACAACAAUGGAAAAUGCCAGAAUCUUUAAUUCCCAAAUUAGUAUUGGCAACGUACAGCGCUAAAAGCGCUAUUGUAACUAAGCGCAUCAGAGACUCUAAUUUAUUGCCGUAUUUUUAUUUUUUUUCAAAUCUUAACAUAAAAAAAAAUAAAAAAAUAUAAAAAUUAAAUUUGAUUUAAAGGCUUCAGCGUAAUUAGUGAUGUCAUCAAAGUAAGCUUUAUUUAGCUUUCAGAGUUUGAUGGUAUUACAUAAACAUCACAGCCAAUUAUAUUCAAUAAAGAAAUUAAAAAUUAAAAGAAAAAUAAAAAACAAAUUAAUUUUGUUAAUGGCCUCAGAAAUUUUGUUAAGAAUAUCAUCAAAUUCAGAUGGUACGGACAAUUGAUAAAUCCUUGGCCAAAAAUUGAAUAAAUAUAUGAAAAUAUGAAAAAAAUAAUUAUGAAAGAAAUUUACUCAGAAAUAAGGAUUUUUAUCUCAUAGGUUGCAAGCAACCUCCGAAGUCUGACAUGUGAAUAAUUCCAUAAAUCAUCAUCGCAAAAUGAAUUUCAAGGAAAUUACAAAAAAAUUAAGAUAAAUUAAUUUAAGAAAAAGCAACUCUCAUAAAAGAUUUAUGAAUGACAACAUAAAUUAAUCAGAAUAGCGUAUAUUGCCUUAAAAGGCUGAAAAAUCAUUGAGCCGCAGUAAAAUAAGAAAUUUAAUUAAAAAAAAUGAGAUCAGAGUUGGUUAAUUGGUAUCGGUCACGGUAAAUUCAGAAACACGGACCAAAAAUUAUUCAUCAUUUCUCACAAAUUAAAAAAAAAAAAAAAAAAAAAAAAACUUGAA
This is a messenger RNA of Chenopodium quinoa (quinoa), 3741 nucleotides long. RefSeq names its product AAA-ATPase At3g28580-like. The record is from RefSeq and is a predicted model, not a curated record. Gene Ontology annotation, molecular function: ATP hydrolysis activity; ATP binding. The transcript has a single exon. NCBI's taxonomy places the organism in Eukaryota, Viridiplantae, Streptophyta, Magnoliopsida, Caryophyllales, Amaranthaceae. Bases 941 to 1831 code for a protein of 296 amino acids.